AGAUAUUAAAUAGUAGUUUUUUGUGCCACAACUCAGAACAGAUAAUUUUAUUCACACCGAUACAUAACAAGUCUCACUAUUUCUCGCUCACCUUAUGCAAAUUGGUAACAAAAAUAGCCAACAGUGCACUUCACUUGAGUAUUUCAAGGCCAAUUCGGACGAUUGCCGGCUAACCAAGUGGGAAAAUAUUAUACAAAUAGCAAAUAGCAGAGGCGAAAGACUGACCGUUAGAGAAGACGACGGAAACGGAAAGUAAAAGCCACGAUCGCGACUGAAGAUUCAAAGGCAGAGACUUACAAACAUGGCCGAGACAAUCAACAACAAGCCGACCAUACAGAUCCGCAGCGGACUGCCCUCGCCCCUGCCGGACAAGAGCCCCUCGCCGGCCACUAAGCUGCUGCUUAACCACGGCAAGCCCAACUUCACCAUCUCCCGGAAGGAGGAGAACGGAAAUGGAAACGUUAGUCCACAGCCGAGCUCCAACAACAACUACAAUGCCUACAGGAGUGCCAACAACAACGUGACCACCGCAAACACCAACAAGUUUAUCGUGGGCACCAAGUUCAAUGGCGUAUUCAAGCCCUCCAAUGGCCUCGCCAACGGCAAUGGCACCUCUGAGGCUGAAAACGAGGCUGCCAAGGUCGUGCUGCGCCGCCCCAAGUUGGCCGCCUCUCCUCCACCCGCCGAGGGCGAGGACGAGAACGUUCCGGAGUUCAUCAGACGCCAGCGACGCAUCCAGGAGCGUUUGGCCAAGGAGAACGUUCUGGACUUUGAAAACCGGCGCAGCGGCUACUUCACGCACGUCAUGAUCUCACCGGACUCCCCCAACCGUACGUCCUUUGUGGAGACCAUGGCCAGUCCCGCCAUAGUGCCCGCCCUCGAGAUCCCAGCUCCAGUCACCGAGCAGGUGCAGGAGGAGAAGGAGCAGGAGGAGCCACAGCCUGUUCCAGUGGCAGCUGCUGUUACCUCAGCCCUGAUUACCGAGCCCGAACCAGAGCCGGUGGUCAGCAACGGUCACAGCGAGGUGGUAGCCACUAAUGGACACUCCGAAGUGGCCCCCGAGGAGGUGGCCAAGGCCAUUGAGGAGGUCAACAAGGCGGUGGCCGGCGAGGAGGAUGAUAAGCCAGAGGCUGAGCCCGUGGAGGAGGUGGUUCCUGCCACACCCACAUCUACCCCGGUUCCAGUCGAUGCCCAGGUUGAGGUAGUGGAGCCCGUGCAAAAUGGUGUGUCGACUCCAACGGAGGAACCUACUACCAAUGGCCAGACGGAGGAGGCCGUUCCCACCACCAAUGGUCAAAAGGAGGAAGCAGCUCCCACCCAGAACGGUCAAAAGGAGGAGGAAGCAGCCCCCACCCAGAAUGGUCAGAAGGAGGAGUCAGCGCCCACCGAAAAUGGAGAGAAAAAGGUGGAGGAGGCCAUUACCAUUUCCCACACCAAUGGCCAAACCAACGACGGUCCCAGCAUACCCGCCCCCGACCCAAGCGGGGCUUUGGGAGUGAACUACGAGCCCAAAACUGUGGUCAGCUUCUCCCAGGAGCUGGGCGGCGGCGAGAACAACUAUCCCGACACCGUGAAAGUGGUUAGUGAUGCUCCUGCCGAGGCCGGAGCCGAUGGAGAGCUGAAGGAGCUGACCAAGCUGAAGUUCGACAUCAAGAGCGACGACCAGAACGAGGUCCAGGUGACGCCUGUCUUGCGAGCGGAAUAGGUGGAUUAGCCGAGGUCCUAGCCAGGAGGAGUAGUGCAAUUUGUUUUGUUAAACAACAAUGGAUAAACAAUGAAACCAUCAA
This is a messenger RNA of Drosophila ananassae, 1787 nucleotides long. RefSeq names its product cell surface glycoprotein 1 (gene hebe). The transcript is spliced from 2 exons. NCBI's taxonomy places the organism in Eukaryota, Metazoa, Arthropoda, Insecta, Diptera, Drosophilidae. The record is from RefSeq and is a predicted model, not a curated record. The coding region runs from base 302 to 1705 and encodes 467 amino acids.